AUGCCCGCCUACGAACUGCGAUCUGGGGGUGAUGUCAAGAACAAGAAGCAGAGUGUUGCCGACUUGAAGUACCGUCGAUUGACUGAGCUGAAUGCUCGUCUGAAGGAGGAUCUGGACCGUCCCCGGGUCAAGGUCUCCGAGGCGGCGCUCUCCCUUAUCUCUUACUGCAACAAUACUCGCGACUUCAUGGUGCCCUCCGUAUGGGGUCAGGUCGACAAGCGCGAAGAUCCUUACGCUCCUCAGCAGCAAGGAAACGGCUGCUGCACCGUUAUGUAA
Molecule: messenger RNA, 276 nt
Organism: Penicillium longicatenatum
Lineage: Eukaryota; Fungi; Ascomycota; Eurotiomycetes; Eurotiales; Aspergillaceae
Product: guanine nucleotide-binding protein subunit gamma
Exons: 3
Coding region: 1-276 (91 amino acids)
Biological process (GO): G protein-coupled receptor signaling pathway
Cellular component (GO): heterotrimeric G-protein complex
Molecular function (GO): G-protein beta-subunit binding
Source: RefSeq, a predicted model, not a curated record